CCAAUAAUGAAAAUAUAUGACAUACGGAAACAGGCGAUCAAAACACUGUAUCAAAUUACAUGUGAAAUUUUUCACUUUAAAUAAAGCGACAGAAAAUGAUCUGAUAAGAAACUUAGUCGACGCUUCGGGUUUGGAAAAUGAUGACUUCAUAUUUGUACAUAGGUGGGUAAAUUUGUAUAACAUAUGUGAAUUAAUGUGAACGGCUUUGCGGCGCGAACUGGGCCUAUAUAAACCGAUAUACAUUUUUGCAUGCGGGACCGAUAUCAACACCAUAUUUGCAUUGUUAACAUAUCAUGUACUCGGUAAAGAAUAUUACUUUCUUUUAUACAGAAAAGGCGAUGGCUUAAAGAUACGUUAGGGGAACGCAGAUUCUAUAUUGUACAGCAAUAAACUACCAGCUUUGGUCCAGUUUCGAUCUAUUGGGAGGAAAACACUGGCAUAGGAAUUCGUGACUGGAAAAAAUAAUAUAAAGGUGUUGCUAGAACAGCGUUACAAUGGGGAAUAAACAUAGCAGCACGCAAGAUAGGGCGAAAUUUUACGAUGAAGAUUUGGAUGAUGAAGACGGGUCAAGACACGUACGAUUUCAGGUCGAAGUGAUACCGCAAGACCGUGAGUCUAGGAUAUUUAGAUCGUUCAGAACGGGGCCGUUUAAAAGAACUAGUCCCGAAAAACGACGAAGUACGACGUACGAUUCUGCUAACAAGACGCCGUGGCCUCAUCCCCAGAGCGAUUCGUUGUUUCUACCCGAAUACGAGUACAAAUCUGCUGUGAAAUUUAACGAAUAUCAGGUAUACCACACAUAUGUGACAUUGACAAUUAACAAUAGCGUAAAAAUUUCUUUGUUUCGGCACAAUCCGUGGAAAUUGCGACCAGUGUUUAUAUUAUAGUACAGUAAACCAAAUCAAAUUUCUACGAUUCAUCGAUUAGGUAUGCGCUAAAUAGGUUGCUAAAAGCACCAAAUCGCGGUUUUUAUAAUGAUAACAAAAAUAUACUUCGGUUUUUUAAUAAAAAAAGUCGCGUGCGGUAAACCAUAAUGAAUUUAAUAUAAGCUAGAAAAUGUUGUACCUUAUAAAUUAGAAUAUGUUAAAUACACACUUUCGAACAAUUAUACUAUCAAAUUUGCUAAUUGAAAAUGCUGUCGAAAUAUUAUUUGAAAUUACCAAAUUCUAAGCUGUAAUUUUGUCAUGUUUUUCGCAAUUGUUUUAAAGUUUCAGCGUAAAACAACGUUUGUUUGUAGGAUUAAGUAUUUUUAUGUCAAUUCUGCAAGUUUGUUUUGUCAAUAUUUUGAGGGAAAGUCAAUAAGCUACAAAUAAUAUUUGGGUAAGCAUAUUAGUGACCUUACAAGUUAAAUGCAUCCGUUUUCGCGACGCGUUUUGACAAAUUUUCUCUACCUUAAUGUUUUCGAAAAAUCCUUAACUUCCCGCAAUUUGGUUUUAAUUAAACGGUGUUAAUAAAACAUAACAGCGGAAUGGUUGACAAUAUAAAGUAAAUUACAAGUAAAUUAAACUUCACAGACUGCCAGACUACUAGAUAUAAUGAAAAGAAUUUUAAACAUUAUUUUGCCAGUCUGAUAUGAAGUACCAUGUUGACCUCCUACUUGAUAAUACUUUAGUGAAAUUCAUGGUUUGGGAAUUUUUAAUUAAAAGUCAAUGACAUAAUUUGUCUGGUUGAUUAGAUAUUGGAAAAUAUUGGAAAAGGGAAUUUUGGUCAUGUAAGUAUGAUGUUUUAAGAUUAUUUUCCAAACAAGGGGAGCAGAAAUACUGGUGCCAUGAGUAUUGUAGAAACGAGGUGAUAUUGUGUUGGUAUGGUAAGGUGUGGUAUAUGGCAUGGUAUAGAGUGGUGUGGUAAGGGGGGGGGGGUAAAUAUGGGUAUACAAAUC
Messenger RNA from Paramuricea clavata, 1879 nucleotides. The record is from the annotation of a GenBank genome assembly. Lineage: Eukaryota; Metazoa; Cnidaria; Anthozoa; Malacalcyonacea; Plexauridae.